AUUCGCCAGUCUCAACCGGAAAUGUAGCUUUCUUGGAAAACUGCAGGGGAAAUAUAAACUAUAUAAACUUAUGUAGAUCGUGUCAGAACACGACAACCCACCAGCAAUGGAUCUUCAGUUUUUCGCUUUGGUGUUCCUCCUAGCCGUAGUUGAAGCUCGUGCUCAAUUCAAACCCGCUCAACCUUGCGAUCCUCAGAAGUGUCUUCCUCCAAAUUGCCGAUGCAGCGAGGAUCGCAAACCUCCGGGUGGUCUGACGCCUAAGGAAACUCCACAGAUUAUCAUGGUCACUUUCGACGACGGUAUUGAGGAGCGAUUCUACGACUUGUACAUCGAGCUGUUAGACGAAGUGCGAAAUCCUAACGGCUGCCCUGCCGUGGCAACCCUGUUUAAUUGCAACGUAGGCACAAACUACUUCUGGGUGGAAACUGCGUAUUCCAAAGGGUUCGAGAUAGCGGAUCAUACCGUUACCCACCAGGGAGCCACUUACUAUGAAAAAGCUAAUUACACUGUGUGGAAGAACGACAUCGAUGGGCAAAAAGAGAUUUUGCAUCGAUUUGCAAACAUACCCUAUGAGGAAAUUACUGGAUUUCGAGCACCAGACCUUAUGUUCACUGAGAACAUGUUUAAGGUUUUGUAUACGAGUAACUUCACUUAUGACCUCUCCUGGCCUGUUAAUGCUAACUUUGAUGGGCGUGACCCAAUGUACCCCUAUACCCUGGACUACCAGUCGACCGAGCCCUGUCCUACCCAAAAACAACCGUGCCCAAAGAUGUCCUACCCAGGGCUCUGGGAGAUUCCUAACAUCAACAUCAUGAACAAAGAUAACACAACAUGCGCUUCGAUGAUGGAUGGGUGUGAUCGAGCGGGGAACGCAACAGCCUGGUACGACAGACUGGUCAACAACUUCCAUUAUCACUACGACACGAACCGUUCUCCCUUUGGGAUGCAUAUGCACGUGACCUUUUUCUUAUCAGCCCUUGGUAAUGAUCACAUGGUGGCCGCAAAGAAAUUUCUUAAAUACGCCGAGGAUCUGGGGGAUGUUUGGAUUUUGACACCUUCUCAAGUCAUCGCUUGGAUGAAAGACCCUCAAAAUGAUGAGCAGGCAAAGAGUUUCGCUCCUUGGAAGUGUCCUGAACGUCCAAAGCCGCGAUGCGAUUUAUCGACUGUCAACCGUUGUCACUACACGGUGAAGGGUGAACAGGUCUACCUGAUCACCUGCACCAAGUGUCCUCCGCAUUAUCCAACGCCUACUAAUCCAGACGGAAAUUAGAAGAAAUGCUAAGAGCAGUCAGAUCAGAUACGCGCUAGAUACAGUUUUGAUGGCUAAUUGACAGUUGAAUAAAUCUGCACUCCGGAUGGAAGAGAAAAAGAGAGAGAAUUUUAUCUUCAGAUUAUUAAACGAUGAUUUCAUUCUUUUUUUCAAUAUCCUUUCUUUGUGGCAAAAAAUUGACCGAAAAGUGACCGAGAGUUUCCUUUGUCACAUCGUUUUACUAUGUUUAUAUUUCUGUGUAUCUUUGACUUAGUGAAGGAUUCAAUCCGAUUUACUUGGUGGCUCUUUAUGUUGGUAGUGAAAUAUAUACUGUGCUGUAGCUAUUUCUUUGGUGCAAUGUGUUUAAAUAAAGUGUUGAUUGAUUGAUUGAUUGAUAA
Molecule: messenger RNA, 1647 nt
Organism: Orbicella faveolata
Lineage: Eukaryota; Metazoa; Cnidaria; Anthozoa; Scleractinia; Merulinidae
Product: chitin deacetylase 7-like
Biological process (GO): carbohydrate metabolic process
Molecular function (GO): hydrolase activity, acting on carbon-nitrogen (but not peptide) bonds
Source: RefSeq, a predicted model, not a curated record